AUGGUCAGGAGCAGUUAAUGCCUGCAGGCUCUCUUCGUAAAAAGAAACUGGCAAAAAGACCCGGAUACAUGAGGCCAGAAGCUCAGCGACAGAUAGAGUUUCAGUCCCUGGGUGCCUGCAAGCCAUUCAGUUCAGAAGAGCUCAAACAUGGCAGGCAGCAUUGUGGAGACUUUGAGAACUGCUCUCUACAGAGACAAUACAAAAAUAACUUUGAAUUCUUACACUGUAGUUCAGUUGCAAAUAGUGCUGUAGUUCCCCCUGAUGGGGUAACAAUGUUGGCCACUACUGGAAAUAUGCCAGGGAGCUGCAAAAAUCUUUCAUGUUACAAGAGUCCGCGGUCAGAAAACGCAGUGAUACCGGUUUACCCAGACACAGCAACAAGCAAAGGAGAUGUUUCUGCUGUAUGCUGUAUGUGGCAGAAGAGCCACGGCGCUAAAGUGAGCGAGCCCCAAAACAUGUAUGCUUUGGAUCAGACAGAAGUGAAUAACAACUGUGAAUAUCAAAACAGGGAUGUUGUUUCUCAUUCUGUUGGUUCACAUGAUAGCUUUAGUUCGAGUUUCAGCUUCAUACAGCUUUCCCUGAACUCGUCCUCUGGAGUAAGCGAUGCUGAAGGCAAGUCAGCCAUUGAGGAAGCUGAGUACAUUCUGCAUCCCAGCACCACAGGAAAUCUGCAGAAGGUAGAGGAGACAGCACAGACUUGUGAGCACUCGGGAGCUUUGAAUUGCUUCUCCAGGCCCAGAGAGGAUUUGGAGUAUGAAAAUGACAUCGCAAUGAGUGAUAGACUACAGGACUAUGAGACUGUCUCUCUCUCGGAUACAGAUGCAACAUUUUCGUAUUCUACAGAUUCUUCAGAUGCAGCAUCUGCUGGCUCUUCUGUCACCUCAGGCUAUGAAAGUAGCUUUACUGUUAGUGACCAUAACUGGGAUACUUUGAUGAAAAAAUAUGAACCAGUGCUACAGGACUGCCUGCUUGGCAACCGCAGUAUGUUAAAGAUAAAAUCCUUGAUCUUACGGCUUCAGAGGCUUCAAGAAAAGGCAAUAGAGGAAGAUGACUAUGACAGAGCUGAUAAAUUUAGACGGAAACUGGAAGAACUGGAGAAAGAGAAAAAUUCCUUAAAAUUUCAGCUUCCUUCAAGGCAUCCUUCAAUUAGCAGUUUUUUGGAUAGGUUCGUUACCCAAGUUCAAGCAGCAUUGCGCUGGGCUGCUGAUCAUCG
Pelecanus crispus (Dalmatian pelican) is the source of this 1213-nucleotide messenger RNA. The record is from RefSeq and is a predicted model, not a curated record. NCBI's taxonomy places the organism in Eukaryota, Metazoa, Chordata, Aves, Pelecaniformes, Pelecanidae.